Messenger RNA from Didymodactylos carnosus, 321 nucleotides. Lineage: Eukaryota; Metazoa; Rotifera; Eurotatoria; Philodinida; Philodinidae. The record is from the annotation of a GenBank genome assembly.
AUGUUUCUUCCUCUUGUUGGCCACGCUCUAUCAAAUUUAAUUCUAUUGGCACUAUAUUAUCGUGAUUUACCGAGUAAUUUUCUCCAUGGGAGAUAUGGAGCAUAUGAACAACAGUUAAAGUAUUUAUUCGAAAAUGAAUACUACAUACCUGGUUCCGUGUGUGAACUUAUUCGUUAUCGUACAACACCACUUUCUCAUCCGUUAACUCCACCAAAAUUAGAAAUUAUUUAUCAGUUUUACUUUCAUGCAGUAACCAAUGAACCAUACAUACCAAUGCAUAUUCAACAACGGUCUAACCAAACACGAUUAAACUGUCACUAG